AUGGCCAAGUUCCUAAAAGAGAUGUGCAUUGUCAAGAGAGAAGCGAGUGUCUAUAAAAAGGCGUUUUUAACCCAACAAGUUAGUUCCAUAAUCUCACAAAAGUGCCCAGUCAAAUUUAAAGAUCCUGGUUGUCCUACUGUCACAUGUGUCAUAGGUAAACAAACGAUAGACAAUGCUCUAUUAGAUCUUGGGGCUAGUGUGAAUCUUUUACCUUUCUCGGUAUAUGAAAAACUUGGACUAGGGGAGAUGAAACCAACUAGGAUAACACUGCAGUUAGCCGAUAGUCAAGAUAUCAAUAUCUCAAUCAUCCUAGGUCGUCCGUUUCUAGCCACUGCAAAUGCAGUUAUACAUUGUCAAACUGGCCUAGUAGAAUUUUCCUUUGGGAAUCAGAAAAUCUUAGUGAACGUUUUUAAGGAGUUACAAUCCCCACCAGACCCUGAACACCAUGAGUCUAUAUGCAUGAUUGAUUCUCUAGUUGAGAACACUUUUACCACUAAUAGUGUUAGCGAUCCUUUAGAGGCCUGCUUAUCACACUUUGGAGACUACUAUGAUGAGGAUAAACAUUUUGAAGAGGUUAAUGCAUUAUUAGAUUCCGCAGCAGUAAUGAAUUGUAAAAAAUGGCAACUUAAACCAGAACCUCUUCCACCGACCAUAUAUAAACCCCUUCCAUCAUCAGUUAAGGCACCCACCCUUGAAUUAAAGUCGCUACUAGAUACACUGAAAUAUGUAUUUCUUGGUAAUGAAAAUACUCUUCCUGUCAUAAUUGCCUCUGACUUAGAGCCCGAUCAAGAAAGUAUACUAGUUAGUGUUCUCAGUGAGCACAAGACUGCAAUAGGGUGGACUAUAGCAGAUUUGAAAUAA
This is a messenger RNA of Papaver somniferum (opium poppy), 861 nucleotides long. RefSeq lists its product as uncharacterized. NCBI's taxonomy places the organism in Eukaryota, Viridiplantae, Streptophyta, Magnoliopsida, Ranunculales, Papaveraceae. The record is from RefSeq and is a predicted model, not a curated record. The transcript has 2 exons. Bases 1 to 861 code for a protein of 286 amino acids.